Didymodactylos carnosus is the source of this 2127-nucleotide messenger RNA. The record is from the annotation of a GenBank genome assembly. Lineage: Eukaryota; Metazoa; Rotifera; Eurotatoria; Philodinida; Philodinidae.
AUGACUAAACCCUCUCGCUGUAAUCUCAGCAUUGAUGACGAGGACGAUUGCUGUGUAAUUGACGAUGACGCCAGUUAUCCUAAAUUUUGUAAGAGAAAACGUAAACUCGAAAGAUCUGUCGUACGAGUAAAUCCAUUCAUCUUUAACUGGUCGAAAAACCGACAUUGUGAGAAAGAACAUUCAAAACCGUUAACACAACCGCUUGUAUCAGAUACUGUCAAUAAAGUGAUACUAGAUCCAAAUCAAUACAUUAUUGAACCAGAAACAACCACAGUACCGACACUAAACAAUUAUGAAGCGUUUGAUUGGACUAAACAACUUGGCAGCGAUAAUGAUCAAUUAAAAAUAAGAAAACGAAAUCAAACACAACUACCAUCAAGAAAUUAUUCAUUGUCACCAAGAAAAAUCAGUAAUAAAACAUCGCAUGAAAUAACCCGUCCAUCAAUACAUCUAACAUCCACCAAUGUCUCUCUAACUGAUAAUGGCAAUGGAGCAAAUACAGUACAACUACUUGCGCAACGUUCGGAAAAUAAUAUCGACCAUCAGUCUAGUAUGAAACGAAAUCAUGAUCAACUUUCGUCAGAUACACCGUUGCAAACAAAAAAAGUGGACAAACCAUCGACAGGUUCAAAAUUCUGUGAUCGUCAUCAAUCACAAGAACACAAUGAAUUGAAAAUAAACCUUAAAAAUUAUUAUCAACAUUGUUAUACUGAACAUGCUCAAACAACACUGUCAUUAGACAAUACAGAAAAGAAUACAUCGACCACAUAUGAUUUUGAUUUGAUAAAUCCAAUAAAGUUCGGUCAUUUAUAUGUAACACGUUGUGACGAUGGAACGUUUGCUCUAUGUGUGGAUUCAUCGGUUACAAUUAACGAAAAUGAAUGUCAAGUUAUAUCAUCAGCAAAUCAACCAACAGACUAUGGGAGAAAAUUACAAACUAAUUCAACUUCUGUUGAAUCACAACACAAAUUGUUAACUACUGUACCAAUUGAAACAUAUGACGAUAAUGAUGACAACGUACGUUUAUUUAACGUAUCUUGUGAUACAACACCGAAAGAUAUCAAUAUACCUUCAUCAUUUCAAGAACAAUCACAAACAAAUCAUUGUCAAUUAAAACAACAGCCAUCGCAAACUGACGAUGAUGAUAUAGUUGUGUUAGAUAACGUCGCUUCAUUACCUUCUUCUGCUAUAGAAAAGCUAUCGCGUGCCUACGUUUCAAUGAAACAUCGACGAUCAUUUUGUAAUGAACAAGUAACAAGUUUAGAAUCUCUCACAUUAGAAUAUGAUAUCUGUAAAGAACAAAAAAUAAGACAAAUGUGUCGAACAAAUAAACAGAAAAGACGAAGGAAAGGACCAGUAUUGGCCAUAAACACGAAACCAUUGCUAACUAACGAGAAUAAUGAAAUUAUCUCAUGUAUUAAUGAUAUUAUUGAUUCAGUUGUGAAUAAUGAAGAAAAUAAAGGAACAGAAAUAAAUAUCAGGUAUCCACCAUUAGUUUCUUACUUACCAAAGAAGGUUUUAGCUUCUAUUUUCUCAUCAGAUGACAGGCAGAUAUUAGAUUCGUUAAACUUAAUAAACAAAUAUGAUUUACAAAUUAAUGAAGAAAAACAAAUUACAUCUGAACAAGCAUUACGUGCAAGCAAACGACAUGUCUUUCUUUUAUCGUCGCCUAAUUCAACCGAAAGUGUUGCAUCAUUAUUGUCAUCAGGCUCAUCAAUGGCUACGGCAUCCUUAUAUACAAAAAUAGCAAAAUUACCCAACAAUAAAGAUAAUACUGACAAAUUUUUACGCAAAACGAUUAGAAAUUCCAAUCAUCAGCAUCAUGUUCAAUCUCAAUUACGUUCAAAACAAAAAUUAUUAUCGACAGGAGCCAGCUUGUAUGCUGCGUAUAAAAGAAAACAAAAGAAAAAAUUAGAAACAUCGUUUUAUUCCUCUGUGAAACAGACAAAUUUAUCAUCAUCUACGUCUAUGAAUUAUUCAAAUCCUAUGCAACAAAAUCCUCAAUUAUUACCGACAACGACCCAUUUAAAAUUACCGACAAUGGCUCAUAUGGAUAAUAAUAAUCAAGUUAAAUCAAAUCGUCAACGCCUCAACGAAUUGGAUGAACAAGUGAUUAUUCUUGAUUAA